GAAAUUACCACGUUCAUCAUGGGCUAUUUGUCGGCAUCCGGUGUUGCAGCACUUCACGCAGCGCUCGAACUCCAGCCCUCCGAAUCGGUCCGCAGACACUUUCUGCAUCCUUUGAGAGACGUCGACCCGACAAUGCAAAUAUUUCAGUCCUGGUUCCGUGACGACUGCUAUAUUUUCAUGAUUGGCCCGGACACUUUAUUAUUGAAGGAACGCAUUCAGAACCCCGAGGCUUACUAUCAGCAUUACCACCCCCGGAAGCCUCAACUAGAAGCAUGGAUUGUCGGAAUACCCCCUACAUCCCAAUCCAAUUACCGUGCACGUGCCGAACGGGUAACUAGGCUCAAAAAAAGAAUGUCUAACAAACGCAAGGAUAUGAAAGCUAGAGCAAAAGCGUUAAUUGCUCUCGACAAGAUCCUUCUGCACAGUCUCAGACAGUGCAUGUGCCUCUACGACCGCGAAGGACCUGAUGCCAACACAUUUGCUGGAGACAGUAUCCAGGCCAAGUACUUUGACCUUAUCCAUUGCAGUGACACAUCCCUCGGAGACCCAGUCGGACUAAGCAUUUUGGGAACGAAAUUUCGCCUCCCUUGGCAUAUCAAAAGGGCUGUAUCGCUAGGGGAUCAUUGGGCACCAAAAGAUGGCAUGCCGUAUAUCGAUCUAGCUGACCCGUUGCGCCCCCAAUACGCAACUGCCAAUUGCACAUACUGGGGAUCCCCACGCAAGAAUAAGAAUUAUGGAGAUAGGGAUGCUGCUCUUGUAUUCAACUGGCCCUAUUCACCGGAUAUCGAUGAACGUUGGAUGGUUACUAUUCCAACGAAUGUUUUCAGAGAGUGA
Messenger RNA from Aspergillus neoniger CBS 115656, 834 nucleotides. RefSeq lists its product as uncharacterized. The record is from RefSeq and is a predicted model, not a curated record. Bases 19 to 834 code for a protein of 271 amino acids. The transcript has a single exon. NCBI's taxonomy places the organism in Eukaryota, Fungi, Ascomycota, Eurotiomycetes, Eurotiales, Aspergillaceae.